Molecule: messenger RNA, 3822 nt
Organism: Salvelinus sp. IW2-2015
Lineage: Eukaryota; Metazoa; Chordata; Actinopteri; Salmoniformes; Salmonidae
Source: RefSeq, a predicted model, not a curated record
AUGGACCCCUCCACCACCUCCUGUGGCACGGACCCCUACACCACCUGCUGCAACACAGACCCCUCCACCACCUCCUGCAGCACGGACCCCUCCACCACCUCCUACACAGCACGGACCCCUCCACCACCUCCUGCUCACGACCCCUCCACAACCUCCUGCUGCACGGACCCUCCACCACUCCUUGCACGACCCCUCCACCACCUCGCGCACGGACCCCUCCACCACCUCCUGCAGCACGGACCCUCCAAUACCCUCCGCAGCACGGACCUCCACCACUUCCUCCUGCACCAGCAUGACCCCUCCACCACCUCCUGCAGCAGACCCCUCACCACCUCCUACAGCACGGACCCCUCCACCACCUCCUGCAGCAGACCCUCACCAACCUCCCUCCUGCACACGACCCUCACCACCCUACAGCACGACCCAUUUCACCACCUCCUGGAGCAGCAGGACCCCUCCACCACCUCCUGCACACGACCCCUCCACCACCUCUGCAGCACGGAACCCUCCACCACCUCCUGCAGCAGCCGACCCCUCACCACCUCCUGCACGCACGGACCCCUCCACCACCUCCUGCAGCACGGAACCCCCCACCACCUCCUGCAGCAGCACGACCCCUCACCAACCUCCUGCACACAGACCCUCCACCACCUCCUGCAGCACGGACCCUCCACCACCUUCCUCAGCACGGACCCUCCACCACCUCCUGGCAGCAUGGACCCCUCACCACCUCACGCAGCAGCACGACCCCUCCCACCACCUCCUGCAGCCACGACCCCUCCACCACCUCCUCAGCCACACCCCUCCACCACCCUCGACAGCACUGACCCCUCCACCACCUCCUGCAGCAUGGACCCUCCACCACCUCUGCACACGACCCCUCCACCACCCUCCUGCAGCAUGGACCCCUCCGCCACCUCCUGCAGCAGCACGGACCCCUCCACCACCUCCUGCAAACAGCCCAAGCCGUGUCUCUCCAGCACACCCCCUGCUGGUACAGAAAUCUCCGUGCAGCUUGUAGACGGAAAGCUGUCCCUCUGGAUCCAAUGUCCACCAGCCCUUGGGGCCCACCAGCCCUUGGGGCCCACCAGCCCUUGGGGCCCCCCAGCCCUUGGGGCCCACCAGCCCUUGGGGCCCCCCAGCCCUUGGGGCCCACCAGCCCUUGGGGCCCCCCAGCCCUUGGGGCCCCCCAGCCCUUGGGGCCCACCAGCCCUUGGGGCCCCCCAGCCCUUGGGGCCCCCCUCGUGCAAAGGGAGGUGUUACAGUGCUGCGCGUGUCCAGUCAUUGGACCCCUCCCACCACCCUCCUGUGCACGGGAACCCCUAUCACCACCUUGCUGCAACACAGGACCCCUCCACCACCUCCUGCAAGCACGGAACCCCUCCACCACCUUCCUACAGCAGCACGGAAACCCCUCCACCACCCUCCUGCAAGCACGGACCCCUUCCACCACCUCCUUGCAGCACGGACCCCUCACCACCUCCUUGUGGCAACGGACCCCUCACCACCUCCUGCGGCACGGACCUCACCACCUCCUGUUGCACGGACCCCUCCACCCACCUCCUACAGCACGGACCCCUCCACAACCUUCCUGCUGCACGGACCCCCUCCACCACCUCCUUGGCACGGACCCCCUCCACCACCUUCCUACAGGACCCCCUCCACCACCUGCGGCGGCGACGGACCCCUCCACCCACUCCUGCAGCACGGACCCCUCCAUCCACCUCCUGCAGCACGGACCGCCUCCACCACUUCCUCUGGCAGCACGGGACCCCUCCACCACCUCCUGCCAGCAUAAACCCCUCCACCACUCCCCUACAGCAUGGACCCCUCCACAACCUCCUGCAGCAUAAACCCCUCCACCACCUCCUACAGCACGGACCCCUCCACCCACCUCCUGCAGGCACGGACCCCUCCACCACCUCCUGCAGGCAGUCAUGGGACCCCUCCACCACCUCCUGCGCACGGACCCCUUUCACCACCUCCUGUCAGCACACGGACCCUUCCACCACCUCCAUGCAGCACGACCCCUCCACCACCUCCUCCUGCAGCACGGAACCCCUCCACACCUUCCAUCCCCAUACAGCACGGACCCCUCCACCACUCCUCCUGCCAGCACCGGACCCCUCCACCACCCUCCUACAGCACGGACCCCUUUCACCACCUCAUGCCAGCAGCACGGACCCCUCCACCACCUCCUCACGGACCCCUCCACCAACCUCCUACAGCACGGACCCCUCCACCACCUUCCUCCUGCAGCACGGGACCCCUCCACCACCUCCUACAGCACGGACCCUUUCACCACUCAUGCAGCAGCACGGACCCCUCCACCACCUUCCUGCAGCACGGACCCCUCCACCACCUCCUGCCAGCACGGAACCCCAUCCCACCACCUCCUACAGCAUGGACCCCUCCACCACCUCCUACACACGGAUCCCUCCACAACCUCCUGCGCAGCACGGACCCCACUCACCAGCCUCCUACAGCAGGACCCUUCCCACCACCUCCUCCUGCAGCACGGACCCCUCCACCACCUCCUGCAGCACGGGACCCCCUCCACUACCUCCUGCCAGCACGGACCCCUCCACCACCUGCCUGCGGCACAUACCCCUCCACCACCUCCUGCAGCACGGACCUCCACCACCUCCUCAGCAGGCACAGGGACCCCUCCACCACCUCCUGCAGCACGGACCCCUCCACCACCUUUCCUGCACACGGACCGCUCCACCACCUCCUGCAGCAUUGGACCCCUUCCACCACCUCCUGCCAGCAGCACGUCCCUCCAUCACCUCCUGCAGCACGGAACCCCAUCCACACCUCCUGCAGCACGGGAACCCUCCACCACCUCCUGCAGCAGCACGGAAUCCCUCCACCACCUCCUGCACACGGGACCCCUCCAACCACCUCCUGCAGCACGGACCCCUCCACCACCUCCUACCAGCACGCCCCUCCACACCCCUCCUGCAGCAUGGACCCCUCCACCACCUCUGCAGCACGGAACCCCUCCAACCACCUCCUGCAGCAUGGGACCCCUCCACUACCUCCUGCAGCAUGGACCCUCCACCACCUCCUGCGCAGCACGGACCCCUCCACCACCUCCUGCAGCCACGGACCCCCUCCACCACCUCCUUGCAGCAUGGGACCCCUCCACCACCUUCCCUGCAGCACGGACCCCUCCACCACCUCCUGCAGCAUGGACCCUCCACUACCUCCUGCAGCAGGGACCCCUCCGCCACCUCCUGCAGCCAGCACGGACCCCUCACCACCUCCUGCAGCACGGACCCCUCCACCACCUCCUGCCAGCACGGACCCCUCCACCAACCUUCCUGCAGCAGCCUGCUGGCCUUCAUAAAAGGAAGCCUCCACCAAGUCCGCUGGAAGAUUGCUACCCAGACUUCUUCUUGGCAGGUCACCCAACUUAGUGAACCCCGCGUGUUCUCACAAGCCUUUGUCCGCACGGCUGCGUGGAGAACAGCCCAAGCCGUGUCUCUACCAGGCACACCCCCUGCUGGUACAGGAAAUCUCCGUGCGCUUGUAGACGGAAAGCUGUCCCUCCUGGGAUCCAAUGUCCACCAGCCCUUGGGGCCCACCAGCCCUUGGGGCCCACCAGCCCUUGGGGCCCCCCCAGCCCUUGGGCCCACCAGGCCCUUGGGGCCUCCCCAGCCCUCUGGGGCCCACCAGCCCUUGGGGCCCCCAGGCCCUUUUGGGGGCCCCCCAGCCCUUGGGGCCCACACCCUUGGGGCCCCCCAGCCCUUGGGGCCCCCCUCGUUGCAAAGGAGGGUGUUUUACAGUCUGCGGCGUGUCCCAGUGUGGACAAAAUAA